GGUGUGAGGUGUCAUGCUGUCUUUGGCCACCAGGGGGCGUGAACCCACCGGUCUAUUUGCUCUUCCUUAUUCUGCUGUAAACGGCAGCUUGAUGCUUUAUUUCCUCACUCAGCUGUAUUUCUCCACUAAAUGUGCCGAGUCACGCUUCGUGAGGUUUAGUUUUCCCGUUUCAAAUGGCCCGGUGUGCGCCGGUUGUUGCAGUUCGGAGGGGAGAAUUUGCCUGUAUGAGUGAGAGGGAGGUUUCGUCUAGACAGGAACGGUUUUUCCUUUUCGGGUGCGAAGUCCACUGUCAAGCGUCAUGUGCAUGAAAUGACUGUGCAGUCCUCCGUGACAACAAUAAUAAAACCUUUCAAAAAGAAAAAAGAAAAUGUUCACCGUCGCUUCGUCUCAGUGGUCCUAUGGAAUUCCCUCCACAAAUAAAUUCAGUGAUCUAUCUUUAACUCGACUCGUUUCCUAUUGACGCGCAUGUGCACUGCGCAAACGAGGUGGGGCGAAAAACUUGAAUUCUUCUGAAGGGGAAAAGGAGUGGACCAGUGAGAGGAAGAACCCUAACUCUUCCGAAUCGCACUUUAUUUGUGCGCCGAGCUUCUCGUGUUGUUUCCCCGCCGCAGAGGCACCGCCGAGGCUGCAGCGGCACGUCUCAUCACCCGAAAGGAGACCCUCCCCGAAGGAUGUUGACAGGAGACAAAUCGAGAUCAGUCCGCUGGGUUCGUUGAGGUACUUUUUGGACUUCUGAGGUCAAAGGCGCAGUUCACUUCCUCGUCGGGACUCUUUGCGCUUCGACAUCAAACUGACAGUUAUUUGGUGAACGGGAAAUACUGUGCUGCCUCUCAUAGGACAGGAACCGAAUCACCUGUUGUUGUUGUCAGAACUAAUCGGGGUUUCGCCUGCAAACAGGUACUUUAUGUGUGAAUCCGUCCAGCAGUUCUAAUGGUUGCAGCUAGAAAACAUCACCUGUGAGAGGAUUGAUUCCCCCUCACCAUGACGGAGGUCCAGACUCCAUGGCCGCAAGGCACCGAGUGUGUGGCCAGGUACAACUUUAAAGGCACAUCAGAGCAGGACCUGCCCUUCAAUAAAGGAGACGUGUUGACAAUUAUUAUUGUCACAAAGGAUCCGAACUGGUACAAAGCGAAAAAUUCCGCCGGUCGCGAGGGGACAAUUCCAGCCAACUAUGUUCAGAAAAGAGAAGGAGUGAAAGGAGGGAGGCUGAGUCUAAUGCCAUGGUUUCAUGGGAAGAUAACGCGGGAUCAGGCCGAGCUGUUGCUUUCCCCUCAUGAAACGGGCCUGUACUUGGUUCGAGAGAGCACCAACUUCCCCGGCGACUACACCCUGUGUGUGAGCUGCGACGGCAAGGUGGAGCACUACCGCAUCGUCUACUCCAACGGCAAGCUCACGAUCGAUGGAGAGGGGUUCUUUGAAAACCUCAUGCAGCUGGUUGAGCACUACACCAAAGAUUCCGAUGGCCUGUGCACCAAACUAAUAAAGCCAAAGCUGGAGGAGGGCACGGUGGCAGCCCAGGAUGAGUUUUCAAGGGGUGGCUGGUCGAUGAGCAGGAAAGACCUCACUCUGCAGCAGGCUAUCGGCAAAGGAGAGUUUGGAGAUGUCAUGGUGGGAGAUUAUAGAGGGACUAAAGUCGCUGUGAAGUGCAUAAAGCAUGAUGCCACAGCGCAGGCCUUCAUUGCAGAGGCUUCCGUCAUGACGCAACUACGGCACGAUAACCUGGUGCAGCUGCUUGGAGUCAUUGUAGAGGAGAACGGAAGCCUGUAUAUAGUUACUGAGUACAUGGCCAAGGGCUGUUUGGUUGACUACUUACGUUCAAGAGGCCGGACAGUACUUGGUGGAGACGCUCUCCUUAAUUUUGCACUAGACGUGUGUGAAGCUAUGGCGUACCUGGAAAUCAAUAACUUUGUCCACCGCGACUUAGCGGCCCGCAACGUCCUGGUGUCCGACGACAACAUGGCCAAAGUCAGUGACUUCGGUCUGACCAAGGAGGCCUCCUCCACUCAGGACACUGCUAAGCUGCCUGUGAAGUGGACGUCGCCGGAAGCCCUCAGAGAAAAGAAAUUUUCCACCAAAUCAGAUGUUUGGAGCUACGGUAUUUUACUUUGGGAGAUUUACUCUUUUGGCCGAGUUCCGUACCCAAGAAUUCCAUUAAAAGACGUCGUGCCCAGAGUGGAAAAGGGUUACAAAAUGGACUGUCCAGAUGGCUGUCCUGAAGUGGUGUACAACAUCAUGAAACAGUGCUGGAAUUUGGAUCCUGCUGCUCGACCAAGCUUCCAAAUGUUGAAGGAGUGGCAACAACAUAUCAGCCAAGGGAUGAGAAAAAAAGAAUGAGACAUCUUACUGAACAGACAGGACAAAUGACUUUGCUCUUCUUUCAUUUUGACCUCUUGGACCAAAACUUAGGAGGGAAAAUUUCAAAAGACUGCCCUUCCAGAGUCCCUGACACAGUUUCCUUUUGAAACAUUCUCCAUAAACUGUCAACAUUAUCUGUCUUUGCAUCAUGUCUCAGCUCACAUUUUUUUUAAGCUGCAGUGACUUUUAAGUUACUUUCUGUGCUUGGUUAUCAAGAUGAAUAGUUAACGUGUUUUUUCUUAUAACACGACCAUGCCUCCAAGCCGCAGUGCCUUUUGAUAGAUCAUUUUUAUAUACUUGUGUUAUUUUUGUGGCAUCAUUACAUUUCAUGAAGAUGGUAGACUGUAACAUAAUUUAAACUACGGUAAACAAUCCAUGGUAUCCGUUUAAAGAGGAGCAAUUCUUCGAAAGUCAGAAUACAGUUGUAUUACACUGCUGUAUUAUUUUUACAGCUUCCGGUACACUUUUUUUCCAAGAAUGUUGAAUUAUUUUGUUAAAAGGAGUAAGUUAAAAUAACUUUGUUUGCAAAGUUUUUCAAUGCUAUAUUAUUUGAAAAAUGUUUGAAUCCCUCUUUAAGUCAAAAAGGGAAGGAAUUCCCGUGUACAGAAUGGUCCCUACUACAUCAGCAAAUGUUUAAUUUUAGAGUCUUUGGAUUAAAGCAAAUUUUUCUGAGGUUUUUGUGUAAUGAGAAAGUGAUUUAAUAUUUUUUUUAAGCUGCCAUUUUCAACAAUAAAAAAUUUGCAAUAGCAAAUAUAUUUACCAUGUUUUCUCAUCAGUCAAUUAGGUAAAGUACAGCUACUUUAUAUAAAAG
Molecule: messenger RNA, 3166 nt
Organism: Pungitius pungitius (ninespine stickleback)
Lineage: Eukaryota; Metazoa; Chordata; Actinopteri; Perciformes; Gasterosteidae
Product: tyrosine-protein kinase CSK-like
Exons: 13
Coding region: 982-2334 (450 amino acids)
Biological process (GO): protein phosphorylation; adherens junction organization; regulation of Fc receptor mediated stimulatory signaling pathway
Molecular function (GO): non-membrane spanning protein tyrosine kinase activity; protein binding; ATP binding
Source: RefSeq, a predicted model, not a curated record